GUUUUGAAUCUAUUUUUUGAUCCCACCUUUCCAUGCUAGUUUCACUCUUCCAUCUCAUCCACUUUACCCAAACUCUUUCCUCUCCUCGCUUCCCAUUCCCCUUCCCAAGCAGCUUCCUCCCCUUGAUUUAUUAUAGCUACAACCAUCUAAACCUGGUGCUGCCGCAGUCGCCACAGCCUUUUGCCUUUGCGCAUGUCAACAUUCUCGCUAGUGGAGGAGACCUCGGUGGAACAGUCGGAACAUUCGUGCUUUGGUUUUGGUUGGCCACACAUUUUGAGGAAUUGUGUGGACUGCAGAUAUUGGGUUGUCUGUUCUGAAGGUUGAUGUUUCUCAAUGGGUGGGUUUACGUAAGUGUUGUUGCUGAUGAAUGCUGUCGAUGAUACUUCACAAGAUACAACACUACUGGUAUCGGUCCGUUUUAUAUCUUUCCCAGAUUGGAGGACGCCGGCAGCUGGUUACAUCUGAGCACGAUGGGCAACAUGCUUAAGGUAUCACGGCUGUUUAAUACGUCCACGUCGUUUAGAACGGCGUCAAACUACCAAGGCUUUGUGCCCACAGUACUAUCAAAC
Messenger RNA from Neurospora hispaniola, 569 nucleotides. RefSeq lists its product as uncharacterized. The record is from RefSeq and is a predicted model, not a curated record. The transcript has 2 exons. NCBI's taxonomy places the organism in Eukaryota, Fungi, Ascomycota, Sordariomycetes, Sordariales, Sordariaceae. Bases 33 to 317 code for a protein of 94 amino acids.